GCGUUCCUGGCCGCUCUCCCGGCCCCGCUGCCGCCGCUUCCUCCGGGAUCUGCCGGCGGGGGAAGCCGCGGGGAGGGGGCCCAAAGGCUUCUCCUCCUCUCGCCGGGUUAUUUUUUCCGGUGGUUGCUCCAGCGGGGGAGGUGGGAUGAGCCAAAGGCGGCGGUACCCCCUUCCCGCCCCCCCCAUCUCCGCCGCAGCACAUGGGAAGCAAAAGUUUUCCUCCUCCUCCUCCUCCUCCUCCUCCUCCUCCUCCUCCUCCUCCUCCUCCUGCUGCUGCUGCUGCUGCUGCUGCUCGGUGCCCUCGGCCCGGAGCCCCGCUGGCCGCCCCCCGAGGAUGCUCGGGCUCCGCUCGGGCCCCGAUGUCCCGGCGGGCAGGGAGGGGUAGAGCCGGGCAGGAGCCCCCGCAGGGCCGGGGGCAGCGGAGCCCAACCUGCCCGCGCAUCUUCCGCGGGGAUCCGCGGGUUGCCGGGGGAAAGCGGCUGCUGGGCGAGAAGAAGCCGAUGCUUUAGCAGCGCUGCAUCCCCGCCAUGGGCACCGGGAUGUGCUCCAGGAGGCAGAAGGGGCUGCUGCAGACCGCCUUCUGCCUGCUCACCCUGGCCUGCCUGGCCUCCGGAGUGUUCCUCUACAGCCACUUGCGGCAGGAGGUGCGGGGCGCCGAGGCGCUGGCGCAGAAAUACAAACAGCAGCAAGAAGCGCUGUCAGCACAGCUCCAAGUGGUGUACGAGCACCGGUCCAGGCUGGAGAGAUCCCUGCAGAAGGAGAGGGGGGAGCACAAGAAGACGAAGGAAGAUUUUUUAGUGUACAAGUUAGAAGCUCAGGAAGCUCUCAACAAGGAGAAGCAAGACUCCAUGAACAGAUAUGGGGCCCUCAGCUCCCAGCACAAGAUCCUGAAGAACCAGCACGACGAUGUCAAGAAGCAGCUGCUGGACCUGCAGCUGCAGCACAACAGCCUCAAACUGGAGCACAGGAAGAGCCUGGAGAGCCACAGCCAGAAACUGGCCCAGCUGCAGCAGGAGAAGGACAGCGAGGUCACCAACCUGCAGGACACGGUGUUUAAACUCAGAGAAGAGAGCAAGCUGCUCAGGAAGGCCCACCAGGAGGUUCACUCCCAGCUCCUCAACGCUCAGGCCCAGAUGGAGGAGUUCAGGCAGCUCAAGGAAGCUCUGCAGAAGAUGCCAGGCUUGAGAGGAGGAGGAGGAGGAGGAGGAGGAGGGAAGGGGCAGCAGCCCCUGGUGCCAGCCAGCAGCCAGCUGCAGCCAGGGAGGCAGAAGGCCAGCCCGGAGAGCCGCUCAGCAGCACUGGGUGCUCAGCAGCCGCCAGCACAGGGACCCCCCAGCCCCGCUGGCCCCGGGGGUGCCCAGGGACGGGUGCCCUUCAUCCCUCCAGCCCUGCCAGGGGAUGCCAAGGCGCUGCCAGCCUGGCACAGCACCGCCAGGUUCACCCGCACCAUGCACAGCCUGCCCAGCCCGGACCUGAAGAUGCAGCUGCACAUCCAGGUGAGGAGCCACCAGGCGAGCCGAGCUCCUGGGCUGGCCCUGGCUGACCCGGGACAAACCUCCCUGGCACAAACCCCUCCCGUGCCAGGCGGGCAGCGCCCAGCAGGGAGCAGAGAGGUGCCAGUGCAAAGCUGGCAGGACCUCGCCAGCAGGAUGAGCGCCCAGGUGGCCGAGGAAGAAGCGGGUGGCCACCCCAGGGAGCCCCAGGGUGCCCCCCAGGCCGGGCAGAGGGGGCAGAGGGGGCAGAGGGGCAGCCCCCAGCCCCCCAGCCCCAGGAGAGGGGCAGAGCAGGGAACAGAGAGGGCGGACGAGGAGGAGCUGGAAAUGGACGCAGGAGUCAUCUCCAGGGAGGAGCACUCGCAGCAGGAGCCGGUGGUGCAGGAGCCCAUGAUGCCAGAUGAUGCUGCAGAUCCUGCCCAGGACCCCAAUAACCAAGGUGAGGAUGAGUUUGAGGAGGCUGAGCUGGAGAGACCCGACUUUGAGGAGAAGGUGGGAGGUUUGGAGAAGUUGAAGGAGCCCAGCUUUAAAGAAGAGUCGAAGGAGAAGCCACCAAAGGUGACUGGCUGGGGACAACCAGUAGGGCUGGAUGUGGCAGGAUGCUGCCAGACCUGCCAAGCCCAGGGAAGACCCUCUGGAGGACUACCAAGAAGAUCAGGAGCAAGAAAUUGUACGAGACCAAGGAGGAUCAUGGAGGGGAGGUGGAUGACAACGAUGACCUGGAGCUUGUCCAAGAGCAGAAGGACCGUGUGGGAAGGCAGGGUGGCAAGAAGGAUGACUACUUCUGAGAGCUGCUGAAAAACCGGGAUACUCCAGGAAUGAGGGGAUGGGAACUGCCCCCAGAACUAACCACUGCCCGGAGCAAAGGCAGGAGGAGGGAACUCUCUGCAGGUCCUUGCAGGGGUUUGCAGCUGAAAAUCCCACCUCGGUGUGGGGCCUUGCUGCCUCUCAGAGAUCCCUCAGACUGGGAAUGAUCUUAUCCUGCUGCUUUUCUUAGAAGCACUUUUUGAUUUACGGUGUUCUUCGCCCUCUUGUUUUCCACAUCCCCUUUUGAAGCUGGAGAGGGCUUUUUUGGUUGGUUUUGGGGGGUGUUUUUUACCCCCCCUGGCAGCAGAGGGGUGCCUGAGCUGGUCCCUGGACUCACUUGACUGAUCUCUAAUACAAAGGAAUCUGUCUUCACAAAUGAUUUUGCUCAGUAGUGUUUCUUUAACACAUCCUUUGAGUAGGGUGGGGAGGGAACCAGAGGAAAUUUCCUGUUCUUUGCCUGGAGCUGUGCAGGAGCACCACCCACGGCCAGCAGAGUGUGUGUGGGGGGAUUGAACACCUGCACCCCCUUCCUGCUGCAGAGACCCUCCAGAGACUUGGAGCAGAUCCUUGCAGAGCUCUCCUUGCCAGUCCUGCUGGGCUCAGAGUGUCCCCAUGGAAUGCUGGGCAUCUUCCCUGAGCUGAGAGAGGCUCUUCCCCGCGGAGAUGGGGACAGCCACACCAAGAAAUGGGGAAAAAAGGAAUAUUUGCAGCCCAACGAAUGCAGUUCCAACCUGUUUGGAUUAUUUCCAGUCUCCCAACACUUGAUUAUUUCCAGUCUCCCAACACUUGGCAGGGACCUAAAGUCAAUUUUGCUUCUUCUAGACAAUUUUUUUGUUGAUGCAGAAGAUUGAAUCCUGUGGGACUUGGCCUCCAAAAGACAUCUUACCUGACCUCAGGGACAAAGAAGGAACAGUCAGCUGGACCCCCUGGAAUUUAGAAUUAAAGGAGAAUGGGUUUAAUGACAGUAUCUCAAAGCUCAGAACCUGUUUGAAGUGACAAGAACAGGGCAGAGCUGUCCCACUCCCUGUCCUGUGCCAGACCCCUGGGCCUGAGCUGUCUGUUGCUUCCUCAUCCCCAGACUCUGGGACCUCAAUCAUCAAACACAGCUUGUGCCUGAAUGUCACCACCUGGUAAAAAAAUCAGAGCAUCUUUGUUCUCUAUUUGAAUUAGUUAAGCUCUUUUUAAUCCCUUGUUUGUGGCAUAUUUUGCAAGCAUUUUUAGACACUGGGGAAACCAAUAUUUAUUUCCCAACAAGCUCAGCCUUUUUUAUUCUGACAGCAUUGAUUUCUUUUUCUUCCACUGGUUUUAAUGGAGCUUGAAAUUUACAUUUCAGAGGACUUUUUGGUUCUUUGUUUUGAUUCUGCUUGUGUUUCUUACCAGUACAAUCAGCUGUGCAAGUCCAACUCUGGCACAGAGUGGAGCAGUAUAAGGAAAGGGACAAUUUUAGGAAAUUAUCUUUUAGCCAAGUACCAGAGCUGCUCAUGGAGCCCAGUAAGGAGCCCACUACCAAACCCUAGUGGGGUUUAAGAUCCCCAAAAUGCCCUGAGAUGGUUAAAGCUGCUCUGGUGCUUUGCCAGCCCUGCUGUGAUGCACUCCUCUAUGAAUAGCACGCUCACAGCAGAGCAGCUGAGGCUGCAGUUGCUUUUUCAGAGCAUCCUGAUAGAUCUGCCUCCCUUUCCCAGGUCAGAGCAGCACCCCUGAACCCCCAGGCACGGCCCCAGUGCCAAAGCUCCGUGCCCAAGCUGCCCCAGCUCAUCUCUCCCUGCUGCAUCCCUCCCUGCUCUGCCCCAGCCUGGCACUGGGUGAAUUCACUGGGAGUGAAUCAAACCCUGGAAAUAGAAGCCCGGUGGGGGUGAGGCUGCUCACAGAUUCAGGCUGCAGGAUAAUCUAAAUUAGGAGGCAGAUUCUCUGUGUUUGCAUGGCUGGGGUGAGUAAUCCUCAAAGUUAUGACUUGGAGGGAACUGGAGCAACUGGACUGGAUGCAGAGCUGCCAGCUGGGAGGAUGCUUUAGGAACCAUAUGUCAUGUGCUGCCCUCGGCUGAGAGCAAACAUCUCUGCCCUGGGGACUGUCUGCCCUGCCAUAUCUGAGACUAAAAUUAGCAGAGUGCUGCAUAAAUUGUGAGCUGUGAGGUUGGCAGUGCUGCAUUGCCUGGCCCACAGCGAGUUUUGAUGCUCCUUCAGUGUUUCCUUGAGAAGAGACAAUAAAGGCAGUGGAGGAGAAGCAGAAAAGCCAAAGCCCAGAAUGCUGAAGCAGUGCCAUGAAAAACCCAGGCUGGGUUUUAGUGCACACCACAAGGUCUCAGGAAACAGAUGGAUUGCUAAGAGAGCAAAUAACGAGACAAAGAAUUCACAGGGAGCCAGCACGGCCAGGCUGACCAAGCCAAAGCUCUGGCAAAAAUAUUUGGGUUUUUUGCUCAGACACAGUGCAAGGCCAAAAAAAGUGCAGAAGGUGUCGUUAACUUGUAGCAUUGUCAUUUUUUGGAUGGGUUCAGGGCCUCCACUGCUGUGCCAACCAUUUUCCUUCCCUGCACCACACUCCAAACCCUUGGAUGUGGCAGCAGAACUGGGGCUGAGCUGUUAAUCACAAGGAAACACAGAGGCUGCUGCCAGACCUCCUGCCUGGACGUGGCAACAAGGACAGCUCUGGGAACAGUCACCGCUGUGAGGAGGACACAAAGUUUGAAGGGGAAAAACUUGCUUGGUUUGGCUCCAGCCACUUGCUGAACACGCUGACAUUUCUCAGGGAGGGCUGUCAGAUCUCCAGUUUUUGCAUCCUGGCUGGAAUUCCACACGUAAAUUCGCCAAGAAGUGCCUUCAGCAGCACAGCGCCUCUCCCUGCUCCAAUAUCCAAGUGUUUUCCAAGCCAUAACUGCACCUUCAGCAUCCUUCUCUGUGCUGAUCCUAUUUUUUUAGUGAUCCCUCUUGGUAUCAAAAAAAUUCCUGGCAAUUUUCCAUAGGUUAGCAGACACCCCCCCCAUUAAAUCUGGUGAAAAAAUAGAUGUGGAAAUAACCUCCAAUGCUUGAUAUUGGUAAAUUAAAGACUUCCUUAGGAAGCACACACUUGGAAAAUCCAGUCUUUCCAACAGGAAAAGGUGUCCUGCUGUCAGCCCAUUCAUGUUCAAUGCAUCAGAAAGCAAAAUUAUUUAAACAAAUUCCACACUACAACAAAUUACACUUUGUGUAUAUGCAAGCAUCACCUUCCAGGUAUGAUUUGGGUUUGGUUUUAUUCAGGCUAUGAAAUAAAAAUAGGCCUCGGGAUCUUA
Taeniopygia guttata (zebra finch) is the source of this 5563-nucleotide messenger RNA. RefSeq lists its product as uncharacterized. NCBI's taxonomy places the organism in Eukaryota, Metazoa, Chordata, Aves, Passeriformes, Estrildidae. The record is from RefSeq and is a predicted model, not a curated record. Gene Ontology annotation, cellular component: Golgi apparatus; Golgi membrane.